GGCUUCUUCACUGUAAUUUAAUUUUGCACACUCCCAAUUCCAACCCCAGUUUAGGGUUUUCUAAUUCCAUGGCUGCUUCUUCUUCUUCGUCGUCGAGAAUGUCGUGCUUCCAGUGCCAGGAUUCCACCUCCAAUCCCGCCAAUUUCAGAAACGGCUGGCGCCUCCGCAGUGGCGAGUUCGCUCAACUCUGCCCCCGCUGCGCUUGUUUAUAUGAUGAUGGAAGGUUCUGCGAGACCUUCCAUUCAAAUGAUGAUGGUUGGAGGGACUGUGGAUCUUGUGGCAAGCUAGUCCACUGUGGAUGUAUCGUAUCUUUCGGCACUCAUUUGCUCUUGGACUUUGGUGGUGUGAUAUGCAUGGAGUGCUCAAGGUUGAAUUUUCUAUUGGCACGUAAGCAAUGUCUGUCUCUCGAACCUGAGGUAAGAGCUAGAGAUCCUCGUCGGGAAUCAUCUGGGCAUGCCCCAGUUGAAGCCCAGUACUGGCCUUGGGUGACUGAUUCGGAACUACAGAAAAUCUCUCGAAACCCUAAAGCUACCAUCACUCCUCUGUUUGAAAAGGUACUAUCUGCUACUGACGCUGACCUUAAACUAGCACGCCUUAUUAUACCAAAAAGAUGUGCAGAGAACUUUUUCCCGGAUAUUUCUGGCUUGCAUGGCUUACGCAUCAAAAUACAAGAUAUCGAUGGUAAUGAGUGGGAGUUCCAUUACCGAUACUGGCUUGAUGGUGGAAGCAGGAUUUAUGUUCUGGAGGGGCUCAGAGAUUAUAUGAUCUCAAAGAAAUGUCAGUCAGGUGAUACAGUUACGUUUUAUCGAGUGGAACCAGGAGGAAAGGUGGUGAUGGGAUUAAGGAAACAGCUCCAAAGAAUCUAGUGUUGAUGAUCACAGCUUCAGCUGAAGAGUGUAAAUAUAUGUGUUCUUGGACACUGAGGAUUGUCCGAUUGUGUCUGUGACUAUCUACUAGAAUUUUGUUUUAAAAUUUGUCAGCCUUUUCUUCUUAAAUUUUCAUGGUAAAUACUUCAAUUGUAUAUAUAUUUCCUGGUGGCUCAACUCCAUAGGAGUAUUAUGUAAACUAAUGAUAGUUGUUCCUCUUUGAAUUUGGCGUGUUGGUUUGCAAUAGUAAUCAAUUUCAAUACUCAUUUUGGACAUUA
Salvia splendens (bonfire salvia) is the source of this 1144-nucleotide messenger RNA. Its product is annotated as B3 domain-containing protein Os07g0563300. Lineage: Eukaryota; Viridiplantae; Streptophyta; Magnoliopsida; Lamiales; Lamiaceae. The record is from RefSeq and is a predicted model, not a curated record. The transcript is spliced from 8 exons. Gene Ontology annotation, molecular function: DNA binding. The coding region runs from base 69 to 866 and encodes 265 amino acids.